UAACUGUCAUUGAGUCCUGCACCCCUACUGAAACCCUAAAGCGUCGACACUACCGGGAUAAUGACAGAUAUAAUUGCAAAAAUUGCAAAGCAACAAAAACGGUCACUAUUAUACCUACAGUUACUGUAUGCGCGACAUGUUGUAGUACUCCUGGUGGUCCAGGGUUUCAAAAUAAAAUUCAUGAUAUAACAGGUGGCGGAGUUAUCGUUAUCCGAGAUGAUCUUCUUACUGACACGGAUUGUUGUAAGGCUUGUCUUGCUGAUCCGGAAUGCAUUCAAUGGAGUUUUCCAGGGUCAUGUGGAUUGCAAUUUAAUACACCCAAUUUUGAUCUUUGUACUAGGCCUGUUAAUGAAACCCCCUUCAGUGCUGGAAUUAUCCAUUGUAGUGGUGAUUCUGGUAAUUGUCUAGCAUAA
This is a messenger RNA of Funneliformis caledonium, 413 nucleotides long. Lineage: Eukaryota; Fungi; Glomeromycota; Glomeromycetes; Glomerales; Glomeraceae. The record is from the annotation of a GenBank genome assembly.